GAAAACUCUAUUGAUCACCGGAAAAAAAAUAUGAUGGCUUCUCCGAAUCAUCUUUUGAAAUGUUGCCUUUUCCUAGCUAUGAUGAUCAUGAUCGUGCAGGCUCAAACCAGCCGGAAACUUCUUGAUACUCAUGCAGAUAAAUACACACCAAUAUCCUCUUAUUUCAAUCCUCCAUCGAUGGAUUCUCCUCAAGCUUCUCUUCCUUCUUCUCACCGAUCACUUGGCGCAGAAUUUUACAAGAGAUCACCGCCUCCACCACACCACCAUAAAAAAGCUACAAUAGACGAAUCCCAAACCGGUAUCUAAGUGAUGAGCAUCGGUCAUGGAGAACAUUCGUAAGUUGGUGUCAUGUUUGGGAAAUGGCAUGUCCUGUUGUUGGUUUUAUCUUUUUACGAGAUGUGCAAUGUUUUAACUAAGACUUGAUUCGAUUCUGUCUUUUCUUUUUCUUUUAUGUUUUCUGUGUGUUUUCUUUGUUUAUCGCU
Molecule: messenger RNA, 482 nt
Organism: Eutrema salsugineum
Lineage: Eukaryota; Viridiplantae; Streptophyta; Magnoliopsida; Brassicales; Brassicaceae
Exons: 1
Coding region: 31-306 (91 amino acids)
Source: RefSeq, a predicted model, not a curated record